UUGGUAUGCAGCUCCAACAAACUGAAGGAGAUGGCUCAGUCGAUCUUCAUGGCAGGCAUACUGGUUGGAGGGCCUGUGUUUGGAGAACUGUCAGACAGGUUUGGCCGCAAGCCCAUCCUGACCUGGAGCUACCUAAUUCUGGCAGCCAGCGGCUCAGGUGCUGCCUUCAGCCCCAGCCUCUCCAUCUAUAUGAUCUUCCGAUUCCUGUGUGGCUUCAGCAUCUCAGGCAUUAGUCUGAGCACCGUUAUCUUGAAUGUGGAAUGGGUACCCACCUCGAUGCGGGCCAUCUCAUCAACAUCAAUUGGGUACUGCUACACCUUUGGUCAGUUCAUUCUGUCCGGCCUGGCCUAUGCCAUUCCUCAGUGGCGCUGGCUACAGUUAACAACAUCUGUUCCCUUCUUCAUCUUCUCCCUGUUAUCCUGGUGGGUACCAGAGUCCAUUCGCUGGCUGGUUCUAUCUGGAAAGUUCUCAAAGGCCCUGAAGACACUCCAACGGGUGGCUACCUUCAAUGGCAAGAAGGAGGAGGGGGAAAAUAUCACCAUAGAGGAACUGAAGUUCAGCCUGCAGAAAGACAUCGACUCAGUCAAGAUCAAAUAUGGCUUAUCUGACUUGUUCCGGGUAUCCAUCCUGCGCCGUGUGACCUUCUGUCUCUCCCUGGCCUGGUUUUCUACUGGUUUUGCCUACUACAGUUUGGCUAUGGGGGUAGAAGAAUUUGGAGUCAACAUCUACAUACUCCAGAUCAUCUUUGGUGGGGUCGACAUCCCAGCCAAGUUCAUCACAAUCGUCUCCAUAAGUUAUCUGGGCCGGCGCAUCACCCAAGGCUUCCUCCUGCUCCUGGCAGGAGGGGCCAUCUUGGGAAUCAACUUGGUGCCUUCAGAAAUGCCGCUCAUGAGAACAGCACUGGCUGUAUUUGGGAAAGGAUGCCUAUCUGGUUCCUUCAGCUGCCUCUUCCUCUACACAAGUGAACUCUACCCCACAGUUGUCAGGCAAACAGGUAUGGGUAUUAGUAACUCGUGGGCUCGAGUGGGAAGUAUGAUAGCUCCACUGGUGAAAAUCACGGGUGAGGUGCAACCCUACAUCCCUAAUGUCAUCUUUGGGACCACGGCCAUACUGGGAGGCAGUGCCGCCUUCUUUCUACUUGAGACCCUCAACCGGCCCUUGCCAGAGACUAUCGAGGACUUAGAAGACUGGCACCAGCAAGUCAAGAAAUCAAAGCAGGAGCCAGAAGCAGAAAAGUCACUUCAGACAAUCCCUCUGAAGACUGGAGGAUUGGACCCCAGCUGA
This is a messenger RNA of Cricetulus griseus (Chinese hamster), 1284 nucleotides long. Lineage: Eukaryota; Metazoa; Chordata; Mammalia; Rodentia; Cricetidae. The record is from RefSeq and is a predicted model, not a curated record.